This is a messenger RNA of Limulus polyphemus (Atlantic horseshoe crab), 2862 nucleotides long. RefSeq lists its product as uncharacterized. The transcript has 3 exons. The coding region runs from base 674 to 2764 and encodes 696 amino acids. NCBI's taxonomy places the organism in Eukaryota, Metazoa, Arthropoda, Merostomata, Xiphosura, Limulidae. The record is from RefSeq and is a predicted model, not a curated record.
GGCGUACAUCCGAAUAAGACUAUUGGCUCUACUAUUUUAAAAACAAUUUUGAGACUUAAUUUGUUAGAAAUAGAAGUUUUAUUUGGAUAGCAAAAACUAAUGUUCGUUGUACGAGAUAAAACCUUGUCAUAUUUCUUUGUUUAACUAUAAGUACUAUCACACUAAGCUUCUUUAAUUAAAUUGCAACUUUUACAAGAUAAGUUAUAUGAAAUUUGAAUUUAAAAAAAGUUUAAAAAGUAAUAACUAAUUUAUUUUCAUUAAAGUAGACCGCUGUGUCGUUUUAUAGGCUAUUCUAGUAUUAUUAUUAGGCUUGAACGUUCGGUUUUCACCUAAUGGAUGAACAUGGCAGGUGAUUACACAUUUGAUGAGGAGGAUGCUGAUGUAAUUGAAGUAAGACAACCACGCCGACCAGAGGCAGAACAGAAGAAGAAGGAAUUAAAACCAGAUUUGUCACCUUACCUCAUUCCCUCACCUCUCAUUUUGAAAGCUGCUGGAUGAGAUCUUUCAACUUGACAUGUGGACUACCUCUCAUACCUUCAUCACCCACUAUCUUCACCAUCUGGUUGUCCUGUUUCCUGACAGUUACCAUCUACCCCUGUUCAUUAUCCUCCAGUUUACCCACCAUCUUUAGACAAGUUCUCACGGUGGUAGUGGUAAGAUAAUACCUUGUCCAAUGAAUGCACGGGAGUUCAAAAGGAGAUUCAGAAAAGCAGCUACAGUACCAUUUAGCUUAAGACAAGUCUGCCCACAAUCAAUUUUGCAGCUAGUUAGCUCACAUGCUGCAUUGUUAGGUUGCAAAGAGGAGAGUUUUUUCUUUCCUUUGUUAACAUGUGCAGCUGGCUGUAUUGGACCUUCUACAGUAAUUGAACUUACACCAGCCUGGUCAGAACACAUUGUGUUAUGGACACUUAGCUUAGCUCCAAUCACAUUAAAACACAUCCAUAUGUUUGAGUGGCUUAAUUCUCAGUUACGUGAAGUUGAGAACACUAUCAAAUCAAAAUAUCCUGUUCAUAUUCAAGGCACUAAUCUGUCUUCAUUUUCUUUAAUUGAGUUUUUUGACAAGAAUGGGCUACUACAGACUUUAAAGGCUAGUGGAGGGCAUAUGCUUGGGAUCUAUAGUCACCCAGAAAUUCUACAAAGAAGCAUUUUACAAACUGGGUCAGAAUUGAUGAGGAAGUUGAAUAGUGGUUAUCCACUGAUUUCUAGUAUAGAUGGUCACCAGCUCUCACUAAAUAGUGCAUGUCUCAGCAUCACUUGUGGAUGUAGUCCCGAAGAACUCUAUGGGGCAUUUCGAGUUGAAAAUGAUUUUUUUGACCUGCUUCAAAAAUAUUUCCUCUUUGUCUGUGCUCCAGAAAGAAAGUUUUCUUUUCAACAGAUGAAUGCACACCCAAUGAUAGAUAUUGUCAAAGUGUUCACAGUUCUCAUAGAACUUCACCAAAAUGUCAAAUUAGUUUACAAGUUGAACUUUGAAGCACAGGAAUACUUUUGUAAAGUUUGUGAAGAAUUUAUUGAGAAAGGUAAACGAUCUAUAAAAUCUAAUAUUAAGGUUUUCUUACGCAAUACAGUCUCCUAUUUAGCAAGACUGUGUUGCAUUCUUCAUGCUUUAGAAGGUGCAGUUGAUCAUGUGAUGUGGAACUUAACUCCUGACCCAUUGACUUGGAAUGUUGAAAUAUCAUCUAAAACAAUAAAACAGGCAAAACAGAUCCUUGAUUUUCUUGUAGAGCAGCAGCAAUCUUUAUUUGAAAGAGAAUCAGUUCCAGAGCCUCCCAAUCAGUCAGAAAGUAAUGAAACCUCUUCAAGUACUGCUUCUAUUAUUGCUGAUGAUGUUAAUCGUCAGGACUCAACAUACGUGCUUCAACAGAAAGACAGUUUUCUAGGAAACUGUAGUGAAAGUCGAAAUAAUACUUUAUCCCAUAGAUCUGCAGGAAGAUCUUGUGCUCGCUCAUUAUCAACACAGAAUGGUGUAGAUGUGGCUAGAAAUUCAAGUGACAUUCAUGUUGAACCAAGAAUUGUGAGUGUUUGCUCAGGUGGAUUACCUGUAACUGAAGCAUUGACAACUAGUGUCACUACUAGUUCUGUUCCAAAUGGUACAGAAAGAGUUCUUCCAGCUCUGGAUCUCCCAUCAGAUUUAUCUGUUUCUGUUGUUGCAGGAGAGGAGAAUGAACCUCGUAAUGUUCCAUCUCCUUCAGUAAUUGAAAUACCCCCAGAUCAAGUGCCUACAAGAAACAAAUUUUCCACAAGAUUUAAUCUUUCAAGUUUGCCACAAUUAACAUCUAUAUCACCUGCUGAUAAACAGUUUUUAGACUCACACAGGCAUCAAAUAUUUCGACUCCUUUCCUUGAAGGAAUGGAUUUUGACUCCAACUCGUGUGGCUCAGUUAAAAAUAUUUCCAGACAAUGCAACAGGAAAUGAAUCUGGUAGGCCAAGGUUUACAUGCAGUUUUGCUAGGCAUUGUCUGACAAAGGUUGCUCGUCUUGGGUUUGGAGCUUGUCGAGGUGAAAAUGACCAAAAUCUCAGUAAAUUUUGUUUUAUGAAAACUGGUUUUGAAAAAUUAGGAUCCACAGAGAAAAAAAUUUUAGAUUUUCUUGGAAUGAAUGAAGAACUGUACAAUCAGUCUUUUAAUACAUCUUUGCAAAAUGGAAAUGGUAGUACACGUGGAAGGAAAAGAAGUUUACAAUCAACUGAAUCGGAUGGAUAUGUGAACAAUUCCUAUAGCCAAGUUCCUUCUCCAGGUGUUCAAGAAAUAUUGGAAAUUGACAGCUGAUUGGCCAUAGCAUUAAAAAAUAAUGCUUAAAGGAUUUUUGUAACUGUGAAGGCUGUAACAUGCCUAAUGUUUUAUCAUAUUAAACAUGUGCUUGAACA